AAUACGAUAGAGGGGAGAGAGAGAGAGAGAGAGAGGGGCUGAGCUAAGUGGUUACCGUACGCUGCACGAGCUCAACUUUCCCACCAGUGAUCUCACGUUCCUCCGUCGCUACUGCUUCGACUUUGAACUUGAAUUCAACUCUUCCUCGAAAUUUCCCGAGAAACAAUCAGAAAAACGGAGGACAGAGACGACUACUCCACUGAAACCCUAGCAUCGAGCAUUAUCAAUUUAUCAGCGCAUUAAUGCUUACGAUUGAAUAUCUAAGGCACAUUCUCGAAGAAGCCCUAGGAAAGUGAUGGAGAGGUCAAGAUCUAAGAGGUACUACUAUGACCAGGACUAUGAUUCCGAAGCCCUACCGCCGCGGACCAAACAGCGGUACGGCAACAACCACCACUACUCUCCUGCUGCUCACCACCGCCGCCCCGCCGUGAGCGGCGGGGGCCGGAAAGCUCAGGAGUCUUCGAUGAUGGUCACUACGAGUUACCGGAUCCUGUGCCAUGAUAUGAAGGCCGGGGGCGUGAUUGGGAAGUCGGGGAGCAUAAUUAAGGCGAUUCGGCAACAUACUGGGGCUUGGAUCAAUGUGCACGAGCUGAUUCCCGGCGACGAAGAGCGAAUCAUCGAGAUUUCUGACACGAGGCGGCGGGACCCCGACGGCCGCAUGCCCUCGUUCUCGCCGGCUCAGGAGGCGUUGUUGUUGAUACAUGAGAGGAUACUUGAGAGUGAUGGCGAUGGGUAUAAUGUGGGAUUUGGAGGUGGCAGUGGCGGCGAUGACGAUGAUUACGGGCCACGGGGAGGGGGGAGCCGAGUGGCGACGAGGCUUGUGGUGUCGAGGAUGCACGUGGGGUGUUUGCUUGGGAAGGGAGGGAAGAUAAUUGAGCAGAUGAGGAUGGAGACUAAGACGCAAAUUAGGGUUCUGCCAAGGGAUCACACCCUACCUCGAUGUGUUGCCAUGUCAGAGGAAAUUGUUCAGGUUGUUGGUGAUGUGAGUGCUGUGAAGAAUGCUAUAACAAUUAUUGCAUCACGCUUGAGGGAGAGCCAGCAUCGUGAUCGUAGUCACUUUCAUGGUAGACUUCAUUCACCAGAACGGUUAUUUCCUCCUGAUGAUGAUUUUAGCCCUCACAUGAACAAUACAUCACGUAGAUUGACUGAAGAUGGGGCUAUGUUUGGGCCAAGAUUCUCUGGUGGUUUGACCAGUGGGAGAAGCAAUAGCUAUGCUUCACGCCCAUCUGGCUAUAUGGUCGAAUCUGAGGUGUCAGCUGAAGCUGACUAUGCAGGGCCAUUUUCUGGUGAGGUGCUUGUAUUUCGAAUACUUUGCCCCAUUGAAAAGGUUGACAGUGUUGUUGGGGAGCCUGAUGGGAUUAUAGGGUUGCUACAAAAUGAAGUUGGUGUGGAUAUUAAGAUUGCUGAUCUCGUGGCUGGGUCCAGUGAACAGAUAAUUAUCAUUUCAUCUGAUGAGGGCCCAGAUGAUGAGCUGUUUCCAGCUCAAGAAGCUCUGUUGCACAUCCAAACUUGCAUUGUUGAUCUUGUUCCAGAAAAAGAAAAUGUUAUCACUACUCGGUUACUUGUUCCAUCAAAUGACAUUGGAUGUUUAGAGGGAAGGGAUGGACCAAUAUCUGACAUCAGGAGACUAACUGGGGUAGACAUACAGAUCCUGCCUAGGGAGGAGCUUCCUGUAUGUGUAGCUGGGACUGAUGAGCUUUUACAGAUUGUGGGGGAGAUAAAAGCAGCUCGAGAGGCUCUUGUUGAACUGACAGCAAGGUUACGAAAUUACAUGUAUCAAGAGUUCCUUCAAAGGGAUAUGCCAGCGCCACCUUUCCAUGCACACAGUCCGGUGGGGAAUCCGUCAGGGCUGGAGUCAGUUACAUCCAGUACUGCAACUUCAGCUCGGGACAGCUAUGUUGGGGCUGGGAGUGAUCCUCCUUCUGUGACCUAUCAGAACGUGCAACCAGUAAAGGACCCUGGAGUGCCCGGCAGUGGAACUGUGAGGCAGAGUGAAACUGAGUACCCUGAAGAUAAACCAGCCGGGUUGAGCAGAAUUCCUGUACCGCUUGUCACUCGGAGUACAUUGGAAGUGACCAUACCGCAGCAUGCAGUUCCCAAGCUCAUAACAAAAUCUAAAAACAAGCUUGCCCAGAUCAGUGAGCUGUCGGGAGCCAGUGUUAAACUUAUUGAAGAUAUGCCAGAUGUAACAGAGAAGGUCAUCCAGAUUUCAGGUACUCCAGAGCAGGCUGAAAGAGCCCAGAGCUUGCUUCAGGGAUUUAUUUUAAGCACCCAAGAAGAUGCAGGAUAGAGUUGCAAAGCAGAAUGCCUUGGCAAGGCAAGGCUCGAAGAGGCAGCUUUUCUUUUCAGUUUGGAACCUAUAUAUACUCGGGACUUCCUUGGUACAAUAGUACAGAAGGAAAUUCUGCUCAGGGGCGCAAGCUGAAGAUGGUAUUUAUGUUGUAAAUGUUCAGAGUACAGCAGCUUAGUAGCAUUGUGAAGGUAGUUAUUAUGGGUAGUUCUGAAAUUUUGGUAUUUUCGUAACCGGCAUGUAUAAACUGUGCUUGCAUGCUAUGCUUUACCAGAAUGGAAUGGUGGUGUUUUGACCUUGA
Diospyros lotus (date-plum) is the source of this 2591-nucleotide messenger RNA. Its product is annotated as RNA-binding KH domain-containing protein RCF3. Gene Ontology annotation, molecular function: mRNA binding. Gene Ontology annotation, cellular component: cytoplasm; nucleus. The record is from RefSeq and is a predicted model, not a curated record. Gene Ontology annotation, biological process: regulation of gene expression. Lineage: Eukaryota; Viridiplantae; Streptophyta; Magnoliopsida; Ericales; Ebenaceae. The transcript is spliced from 8 exons. The coding region runs from base 296 to 2290 and encodes 664 amino acids.